UUUCAGCGCCGGCCGCGUGUCCUUGAAGCGGCGGCGGUGGCUCCCCGUGGGGUCCGUGGCGCUCACGGCCGGUCGCCCGCACCCUGGAGCCUCCCGGUCACAUGCAGCAGGGAGACGAGGUGCUUCUCCUUUGGCCACCUGCUGAUCCAAUCCCGCGUUUCCUCCUUUCCUAGGCAUCGCUCUGUUCUGGGGAACAACUGUGAGAACUCUUCCCGAUGCCCUCAGAACAUGUCUGAUUGGACAAGCCUGUGGUAUGUCUGGUUGAUCUUGCUGACAGUGUUCCUGCUCCUGCUCUGUGGGGUCUCAGUGAGCUGCAUCAAAUUCUGCUGCCGGAAGAAGAGGCUUCCAGUGGAGACCUUCCCUCGGCACCCUUGUGACUUGACAGUGAUUGGCCUUGACAGUGACAGCACUGCCCACAGCACAGUGACCUCAUAUAGCUCAUGGCAGUACCCUCCAAGUGUCCAGAUUCCCUCGGUAUUUGUGGAUAUGGAAAAGAACACUGUGUCCCCUCCAGCUUACAGCCUCUAUGCUAUGGACCUGCCACCUUCCUAUGAUGAAGCUGUUCAAAUGGGAAAGCAAGUGGCAUGGACAAACCAGAAACUUAAUGACAUCCCUGAACAGGUGACACCAGGUGGGCUGAAUCUCAGCCAGUCCCCACCUGACACAAUCAAUAGAGAUCCAGCAACACAGACAAAGUCAGAAGAUUCAGAAGAUGCCAGAAAAGAACAGCCACAAGUCUGACUCAGUUCAGACAGGGAGUAAAGUAAGGGAAGGACAGUAAGAGUUAAAGAAGAUGUGAAGAGUUUGGGUUUAUUAGUAGGUUAUGAUAGAAAGAUGUUUCUUUUCAUGCCCUUGUAAUAUUUGUCAGAAGAAAUGUUUUCUGUAACUGCUGUAAUCCCCUGGUAAAGCUUCUUCAUGGAUAUGAAAUGAGGUAAAAGAGCAGCAGUUUAAAAAUGCCUGUAAAAGUGGGAUGUGAAUGUAUGUUCAUCUGAUAAAAAAAAUUGUUCCUUGUGUCCAGCAAUAAAAAAGGUCAGGAGAAUUUUGCCACCUUGGGAAUACACACUCAGAACAGUACAAACAGGAAGUUGUUGUUCUAGAACAGAAGUUUCCCAAGCUGGAAUUGAAGGGGGAAUCCCAGCAAGUGACACUGAAUAGCCUCUGUAGUUUCUCUUCUUUUGAGAACAUCAACUGCCCAGGAAACUGCUGAGGACAAAGUGAUGCACAAUAGUUCAUGUUCCUCAAGGAGCAGAAAGAUGCCAGGACAGGAGAGUGUGGAGGGAGUUGCUUUUUCACAGGGAGUGAGACAGAUGUGACACGACACUUAUGUGGUGGUAGUGGUGGUCAUGAGACCCCAAGGGAUUGUUUUUGAGGUUCUGUAAAUCUUUCCAUUUCUAUUUCCAAGAUAUGUUGCCUUGUGGGUGGGUUCCCUUUGCUAUUUAUUUUUAUCAGAUAAAGUACACAUUAAUUCCAAAGAGACACUUGCACACAUGGUUAGGUACUACUGAUGUGUUUCAAAUAUUCAUCAAAUAUUUCAAAGAUAUUUUGCUAUCUGCUUAGGUGUCAGGGUCUAAGACAGCACAGGGAAGAAAAAUCAUGGGUUCCUGACAGCUUUUACCAGUUCAGAACAUGGACAAGCUCAGGAAUGAGCAGGGUGACACAAAACAUGCUUGUGCUGAGCCAUCCAGAGUAAGUUAGAGAUACAAAUACCACAGUACAUGCUGGGAAAAAGUUCAAAGAAAUUACUCUUAGGGAUGGUUCUUUGUGCAGUACUGAUAGAGGGAUAACUGCUGAGCAUUAUUUUAGAGCUGGGAACUUGGAGCUGAUUACAGCAGUCGCAGCCCAGACAAAAAUAUGGGCUCCAGAGGCAGGGUUUUUAAUGCCAGCUCUUUCCCUUGCCCCUCCAUAUUCCAAAUAGUCCAAAUUUUGUCCACUCCUGAGCAGUGAUUUUCUUUGAAUCCACUUCAGCAAGGUGCUAAUCUGGCUGCUUUAAGAACAUGAGCAAUUGACAGGGUGGCUCAGUGCUCUGGGUAAGAGCAGCAAGUAAAGCCUGAGAGCCCAGUGAAUAAAGCAUAAAUUUAGGUGUCUGUCAUUAACAGGCAGUAGAAGUGGUGGGCACAAAAGCCUGCACAGCUUUUAGAAGACUGUUAUUCUCUGACAACCAUUACUGCAAGAACUGCCCUGGGAAUGAGCACUAAUGAUUGAAAAAUGAAGAUCUCUGCCAGACACAGGCCCAAGAUGCUGCUGCAGAGUCGUGUGUGAGCUGUCCAUGAGUCUGACUCCCCAGGAGAGGGUCGCUUCUAUAUUUAACUUGCAUGUAACGUACUAUGAGGGUUGACUGGUAUAACAAAUCUGCUUCUCUUGUUUCCUCUCUGUCAUCCUUCAUUAUAAUUCUCCUGUUUUAUUCUUUCCUCUGCUUUCUUUAUCUGUGUCAAGAUGGAAGAUGGGCAUAAACCAGGGUAACUAUUUGGAUGUCUCUGGCUGGAAGGGCAAUAUAUGCCUCCUCCUGGAUGUCUCCAAGUCAUAAAUACAGUAAACGUAUUUUUAUUUAUUGAACUUUUCCACAGUACUCAGAAAGAAGCCUCUGCCCUUCCAAAGAAGGAAUUUGUGUUGGAGGGAAAUGGUUGAGCACUCACUGACAAAUAGAGAUGGGAAUUCAAAGCCAGGCGAAUGAAAGAAUUGUGACUGACACAAGAGGGCAGCCCCUCACUUCUCGCUGUGUGCAAAGGAUCAUCAUCGGCACCGGCGGGGAAGGGAUCGAGCUGGCUGCAGGAGCACGGGGAGCCAUCGCACCGUUCCAAUUCCCUGCCCUCUGUGCCUCGGCAGCGCCUGGCACGGGACCUGCCAAACUGACAGGUCUGUUCUGUUUGCUCACAGGAGAUGCAAAAGCCCAAGAAAACCCCAAAUGCCUGUGCAUACUAGGAAUAAGGGCAUAAUCUGCUCUUUCCUUUCUAGCACCUAAGGAAAAGUCUUGUGUUUGCCCAGGCCUUGUAACGUAGUUCAUGAAUUCAGAAAUUGUUAACAGCAACUCAGCCCCAAUCAGCCCUCAGAACAGACUUCCCCCUGCACACCAAAACCAGCUCAGCUUUCAGUGUAACCUUCACAGUUAGGAAAUUAUUAAGGUCUUUCUUGUGACUGGCCUUCUCCAGAGCCUGCUAAGGGCGACCCCCAUGCUGGAGUUCUUGCAAUGGAGGGUUGAAGAGAUCCCUCAUCUCUACACAGCUCCUGGUUCAUGGAACAGUUAGAACUUCACAUUUUUGAAACCUACAGUUCUCUAUCGCUUUGCUUGAAAUUGGCCAGUGGAUUCAGAAGUUAUUAGUUGGGUAUGCAGAGUGGAAGGAGGGGAAGCAGGGCAUGGAUUUAGAGUUUGUGAUUCCAAAGCCUUGCUCCCAGAAGAAACCAGGUUUAAAAAGAAGACCAGGGGGGAGAUUAUAGGUUUGACCUGAUGCAGGAUCUAAGAAUUCUGAUUUGUCAGUCUGGUGGUUUUCACCAUCGCUAGGUCUAUUCAAGUCUGAUUAUAUACACACAAGCUUUGUGACAUCUCUAAGGGAAAAGCCCCUCUCUGUAAUUACCCAAAGUGCAUUUUUAAUUGUGAUUUAUAUUUGGUCCUCAGUUUGGCACUGUUCAGCAUGCAAUUUUUCUUCUCUCAUUUGUUCAAAAUGAUCAUUUUGUCAGUUAUUUUCUUCUGUUCUUUGCUGGCUGUCUGAAAGAGUCUGUGCUGGGGAGAUGGACUGCUGAGGUUGGAGCCUCCAUCACUUUCUCUCCUCUCACACACAUGCACUCAGCAUGAGGACUUGUGCUCAGAAAGAAAACACAGCCGUGGAAGUAAAUUUCCUGAAAAAUUAAUGGGCUUUAUAACCCAGAGCAAAUUAUACCUUGGCUCUGUCAUGAAAUUCAGGCUGCAAAUCCCCUUAUAGCCAAGCUUGUUAACAAUAUAAGUAGAGUGGUACCUCUAGAAUGGCUUUGAUAAUUGAUGCAUUAUAAUCUUUGGAGAGUAUUUAGUGGCAAACCUGCAGCAUCCAGACUGAGGCAUCAGUGGGGUCUGGAUACAGGAAAAAUGAGAAAAGUAAUUUCUUUGUCUGCCUCACAGUUGCCUUUGUCUGCCUCACUAGCCUAAAUAGCUCAGGUUUGGCUGCUUUGUUUUCUAACUGCAUUUUUUCUUUAUCAGCUGCAGUUUUUGAGGGAAAAAGAUCACUGCUGCUGCUGGUAUGGAUGAGUGGGACACUUGGACACGUGCAAAACCUGCUCAUUUAUGGAAGAAAAUGUCUCUGCCUCAACCACUCUUCAUACUCUUGGCUGUCUCCUGGUUCUGAUCCUAAUCCUCUUUACCUGUUAGAACUCUUUUUGCUUAGGGAGACACUGACUAAUUUUGGUGCAAGUAGCAAAGGUUCUUUCCUUCACCCACAGUUAAAAUUCAAACUGCAAGAGAAGCCUUGGAAUCCUUUUCAGAGCAGACAAUGAAAACAAAGUAUCAUGGGGGAAUUGUGCUCUAAAAACUGGAGAAGACAAUAAAUGUUUUAUGAAAUUCUACAUCCUAAGGUCAAACACAAUGCACAAAUAAGGCUUAGGUGCAGACCCACACUGCUGGGAAAACAUUUUGUUCCGGUCAGUUAAAAUUUAGAAUAUAAAUGCCAGAGCUGCUCUCUUUAUUUUACUGGAAGGAAAAAGAGGCCUGUAGAAAAGAAUGCAGACUUUCAAAGAUAUUUCAUUUCUUUUGUUAAAAUAACAAAGUUCACCUUGGGCACUUGGAGAA
Pseudopodoces humilis (Tibetan ground-tit) is the source of this 4750-nucleotide messenger RNA. RefSeq names its product transmembrane protein 52 (gene TMEM52). The record is from RefSeq and is a predicted model, not a curated record. NCBI's taxonomy places the organism in Eukaryota, Metazoa, Chordata, Aves, Passeriformes, Paridae.